Brettanomyces nanus is the source of this 2031-nucleotide messenger RNA. RefSeq lists its product as uncharacterized. Lineage: Eukaryota; Fungi; Ascomycota; Pichiomycetes; Pichiales; Pichiaceae. The coding region runs from base 1 to 2031 and encodes 676 amino acids. The transcript has a single exon. Gene Ontology annotation, cellular component: cytosol. Gene Ontology annotation, biological process: ribosomal subunit export from nucleus. The record is from RefSeq and is a predicted model, not a curated record. Gene Ontology annotation, molecular function: GTPase activity; GTP binding.
AUGCCUCCACAAAAGACGGAACUACGGAAAUGGAAACCUCCAAAGGGUCCUAAAAAUACCCCUCACAAGAACAAAAAUACCGCAGGUUUGGGAAGAACUUUAGAGAAUGCUAAAGUGAAAAAGAACCAGGGAUAUUACUUACCAACCGGUGAAUUACAGUUUACCACUGAUAGACCUGAACCCAGCUUUGUGAAAUUACAGUCUGUGACACAAGAGAACCCAUUGGAUGAGUUUUUAAAUACGGCAGAACUACAGGAUAAAGAAUUUACUGCAGAUAGGCAAGCUGGAAUCAAGAUUGUUAGAGUGGCCAAUCAACCUAUUGAAAAUAGUAACUACAAUCCUUAUCUUUUAACCUCAAAUGAGGAAUCUGCGAAAUUCAAGCUUCAGGAAGAGCAUCGGAGUGAGUUGACUGUUCCCAGAAGACCAGCAUGGGAUGAAAAUACUACUAAACUUGAACUUGAUCGGAACGAAAAGAUUGCUUUCUUAGAAUGGAGAAGACAGUUAGCCAUGCUUCAGCAGAAUAACGAUUUACUUUUAACACCAUUCGAGAGAAAUUUGAACCUUUGGAAACAAUUAUGGCGUGUUAUAGAAAGCUCUGACUUGGUUGUUCAGAUUGUCGAUGCCAGAGAUCCUCUUCUUUUCAGAUCUGGUGAUUUGGUAAAAUACGUUAAGGAAUUAGACUCUAGGAAGUGUAAUUUAUUAUUGGUGAACAAAGCAGAUUUGCUUACAUUCAAUCAAAGAUUAUCUUGGGCGAGAUAUUUCAGAAAACAUAACAUAAAAUUCACAUUCUUCAGCGCUGUCAGGGCCAACGAGAUUCUAGAGAAGCAGCGAGAAGAGGAGGAGAAGAGAGCGCUAAGUAAAGAGGAGGAGGAAGAGGAGGAGGAAGAGGAAGAUGAUGAACAAGAUUUGGAUGAGGUCCUCAACGAGGACGAGAAGGCUGAGAUGGCUGAAUUGAAGCAACAACUUGCAGAACUUGAUGAUCACUUGGACAGUCUUAAUAUAGAGAAUGAAGAAGCUAGCGAGAUGACAGAUAAGAUUCUUAAGCAAAUGACAAAGAUUUUAACUGUCGACGAACUUGAAGACUUAUUUCUCAGCGAGGUCUCUGCUCCUUUAAUAGAACCUUUACCAGGACAACCUAAGCGGGUUCAAAUCGGUCUUGUUGGAUAUCCCAACGUCGGUAAAUCGUCCACCAUUAAUGCUCUUGUGGGAUCUAAAAAGGUCUCCGUUUCGGCAACUCCUGGUAAGACCAAGCAUUAUCAAACGAUUCUUCUCUCGGAAAAAGUGAUUCUUUGUGACUGUCCAGGUUUGGUUUUUCCCAACUUUGCUUACACCAAUGCUGAAUUGGUCUGUAAUGGUGUGCUUCCUAUUGAUCAAUUACGGGAAAGUACAGGUCCUACUGAGUUAGUGUGCCGUAGGAUUCCUAAGUACUUCUUAGAAGCCGUCUAUGGUAUUAAAGUUGUUACGAAGCCUUUGGAGGAAGGUGGAUCAGGCAUUCCCUCGGCUGGAGAACUUUUGGGUGCCUAUGCAAGGGCUCGUGGUUAUAUGACUUCCGGAAAUGGCUCUGCUGAUGAAAGCAGAGCUGCUAGAUACAUUUUGAAAGACUAUGUCAGCGGUAAAAUUCUCUACGUGCAGCCUCCACCACACAACGAUGGAUCUAGAGCUACACAGGACGAGUCUAGGGCUUUCAAUAACGAGCUUUAUACUUUGGAGCAUCUUCCAGCACAGAGGAGGCAACUGCUGAUUUCUGCAAUUACAGAUAAGGGACUCUCUACGAGCGAUUUCGAUUUGUCCAAGGAUAUGGAUACUAUUACCCUUGCCACAUCCUCUAAUGACGAGUCUCAGUUACCUAUCCGGCUAACCCAAAAGCAAAGAUUAGAGCAGCAGACUGUCUCACAAGAGUUGGAUAGUGACUUCUUCAAGAUGAAUAAUGUCAGAGGGGUACUAGAUAGUCCAUUUCAUCAAAAAACGCUUCUGAAGAAUAAGAGGCAUAAUAAGAUGAACAGGAAGGCCAAGAAGAAAGGAACGGUUUGA